GAAGCCACAGCCAUGGUGUUACAUAAAAUCUAAAAGGAAGCUAGAGGUGUGUCCUGUCUUGCCAUGCAGUGAUGACAAAUCGUUACAAACAAAUUGUUCAUCUGGAUCUCAAACUGAAAUGAAUGGGUAUGUUUUGUCUCCAAGUGGAGAUGCUGAUAAUUUGGCAGGCUAUAUAUAUAGCAUUACAAGUCCUGUUUAUCAGAAGAUGCACUCCAAAUGUUUGGUGUUUCAGUACAGAACAAGUGUUCCAACCAGACGUACUCGAUUAGUUUUAACUGCUCGAAUUGUGUCACUUGGUGGACAAGGCAACAUCAUUAAACGCAGUUUUAACAAUGCAAGACGUUAUCAAUGGCAUAAGGCAAUCAUGAAAAUUGAAGACAAUGUACUGUUCUACAUUCAGCUGAUUGUUCAAUCAAGACGAAAGAUGUUUUCUGGGGAAGUUGCCAUCGAUAACAUUCACAUGGUUUCUUGUGUGCAAGACAUUCCCAAAGACGUUUGUUGGAACAAGAGAGGCUACAAGAUGUGUCCAACUACGUUUGGAGGCCCAGGACAAUGGAUAGACAAGCAGUUCACAAAGACUAUUACAACUCUACGGCCACUUCCACCAAUGUCGUUUGAUGUGAUUGGGUGCCGAAAACCCACUUCCAUGUUGAGUUUGCCUUUUCACCCACUUGACUACUAUGAUGGGCUUUUCUAUCGAUGGCCUCUAGAGCGAGGCAGUGCUCCGUAUUACUGUUCAGUUGCAGCCCGAACUCUUGGUUACCCAGUCUUUAUUGUUGGAUCUGACAAUCGCUGCUAUGCAUCUAAUAGUAUCGAGUCUGUAUUUGCUGCAACAAGAGAUGUUCCUUGUCCAGAUAACAAGUACUUGUCAUUUUGGGUUUAUCGUCCUUACCGGUGGCCUGAAAGUUACAACAACAGUUUCUUUAUGGUUUAUCAAUUUGUGCAUCAAUGGAAGGUCACUUACAACACUAUUCGUUAUCAAACAGUUUACUACAAGAGUUUCUUGUGGAAUGGCAAUCUCUGCAACACUGAUGUGAACCGUCCAUACAUUUCAUUCACACUCUGGCGUAAAGGCAUUCAAGCAGAACACUGUGUUUCGUUUGACUACGAGACAUCUUACUACCAACCAUAUGCUGAGAUAAUUAUUAUGUCUGAUAAUGAGAAGAAACGAGUCAAACGAUAUACGGCAUGGAAAGCACCUCCAAUGAGUAAAGGUUGGAGAUCUGCUGCCAUUGCUCUGCCUGUGAAGAGAAGAGACAUUGUGGCUUUGGAAAUUCGAAUUGUGUUACGCUCUAAGCUCUCACUUAGAGAAUACACCAAUAUUGCAAACCUUACUGUUAUUCCAUGUUCUAGAGAUCCCAGUUGUACGUUUGACACUUCAACGUGUGGCUGGGAACGAGUUGAGCAAGUCUCUUCUUGCAAAGUGACAUCCUGGCAACAAUCAACAGGCUAUCAGUCAUCUUAUGCUCUGCAGAGAGGUUACUACCCCUUUAACGCAACAUCAGAUUCCGACAGUACAUUUGGGUAUUUGACUCAUUAUUUUCGGUAUUUGAGGGCUAGUAAUUGCUAUCGAUAUGAGAAGUGGUUUUCAAGAUUAAGGAGUCGUCCUGUUCCUUACAAACAAUAUCAGUGCUUUAGAUUUCACUACAGUUUAGAAACUCUGAGUGCAGAUAUGAUGUGGAGUUAUGUUGUGCGAUCAUUAGUGAAUGGAUUAAUUCAAACGGAAUUCUAUUUAAAGCCUUCGAUGGGAAAUGACGAAUCUGUAGCAAACUGGGCUAUUGGUAUGCUCUCUCUGCCUCAAUCAUAUGAAGGACUACUCGAGAUUGAGUUUACAAUGUGUGAUGACUGUAUGAUUGCUCUUGAUGACUUUGUCUUUUCUCGAAGUCCUUGUACAGAGGUUAGUGGAGGCUGUUCUGCACACAAGCUCCAUUGCUCACAAUAUUGUGUUGAUGGUGUGAAUGGCCCAUUCUGUGCCUGCAGUCCACGAUACUAUCUUGGCUCUGAUGGAACUACUUGCUUGCCAAAGUGCAUGACAUCGUGUGCUAAUGAUGGUUCUUGCAUUUCACCUGAUGUGUGUCAAUGUCGUCCUGGCUUCACUGACUUCGAUUGUCGUGUUGAUUGUGGCAAUCCAAUUAUAAGUGACAAAAGUGGUUCUAUUAUAACCCCAACUAUACGUAACCAUGAUGGUCGUCAGCUUCCGUACUGGGUUAACUGCCACUGGGAGAUACAAUCUCCUGUUUCUAUUGGGAACCAUUUGCAAAUUACGGUUAGAUCGGAUCCAGAAUUUCGAUACUGUGAGGAUGCAGUGGUGACACUCCAAACUGAUGAAGUUAAUGAAACAGUCAAUGCCACAGAUGCAGCAGAUACAGCAGUCACCUUCUAUUUAUCAACCGAAAAUGUGUUUGUUUCAUUCUCACAUUACAGUCGUAACAAUUCUUGUGAUGGUGCUGGAGUCAACAUUACUUACGAAGUUAUUGAGUCCAGGUGUAUGGACAUUUGCUCUUCUGUUGCAACACUAGAUGACAGAUGCUGUGGAGGCUAUGUGAUGGUGAUUCCUGGUGUACUGCGCCAAGGUGAUGAGGUGACAAUCAACAUGCUUCUACAAGGUGUAGAAACACCUCUAAGUUUGACUGUAAGCCUUUGGAACGUUUUUGGAGACCUUGAGUUUACAUCAAACUAUACACCUAGACGUAAAGCAUAUGGUAACAUGAAGUUGGAAUAUUUUACUUUGGAGGUGUUGUUGAUACAAUUUUUACUUUUGCAGAAGGGAAGAUGUGUUAUAUUGCUGUUGAUCAUGUUGAUAGGUGCCUGA
Messenger RNA from Corticium candelabrum, 2812 nucleotides. RefSeq lists its product as uncharacterized. The transcript is spliced from 13 exons. Gene Ontology annotation, cellular component: membrane. The record is from RefSeq and is a predicted model, not a curated record. Bases 119 to 2812 code for a protein of 897 amino acids. Lineage: Eukaryota; Metazoa; Porifera; Homoscleromorpha; Homosclerophorida; Plakinidae.